UGGUGCCCUGCCCAUUGGGAAACACCUCACUCUGUCACUCUAUAAAUGUCUGAGGUGGCCCCAAGGGAGGACUUGUGCGGCACCGCUGUCUCCCCAGGACGUGAAGUUCCCACCACCCCACCAUGAGGUUUCUAGUCCUCUCCAGAUUGCUCUGCAUCUUGCUCCUCUGCUUCUCCAUCUUCUCCGUGGAAGGGAGAAGGCAUUCUAGGCAUCUUGCCAAGCCCCGGAAAGGCAAGCUUUGCUGUUCCCGAGUUCCUAGUCCUGUCCCGACGGCCCAGAAAGGGCGCCACGUGAGGAUCUGCAGACAGUGCAAAGUCAAGCCAGGGUCCCGCACUUGGGUAGUACCUGGGGCUCUCCCGCAAGUGUAAUGCUGCCCAAACAAGUCUGCACGCAAGUUGAGACCCUCAUGCCCAGUGCCUGAGGCACCCAGAAGUCUCAGGUUCUCUCAGGAUGCUCCUCUUGAAGCUGGGGCUGAGGGCAGAGAUGCCAAGAGCCUUGGCCCAGGGAAGCUUCUGCCCAUGAACCAUAAGCCUCUUCUCUUAAAGACACAACAUUUCUUCCCUGCUAUGUUGGAAUGUGCUCACGCUGCCUUUUUACAAAAGCCUGAACCAGAAUUUUCUGAAAACCACAACCUGGAUACAAAGGUCAAAACGCUGGAAUGCCUGUCUUGCUGUGUGGCCUUGGACAAGUAACUUAGCCUCUCUGGGUGCAUGUUGGCUUCAGAGAUGUAAAGUUCAGAGACCGAAAAACCCUCUAAGGAAAACCAUCAGUCACUGGCACCAAUGGGUUUCACUAUGCUUUUCAACCUUCCCGGCAGUGAGCUGGGAUGUUGUGGGGCUUCACCUUGGUCAGCAAGGGCCCUGAGAAAGUUCCGGAAUUCUAGAUGCUAGUCCCACUCAUGCCCCCCACUUUCCGAGUUAUUCAGGCUCAGCCCACCUGGCCUCAGUCCCCUCCUGGCCUCUACAGUGUUGACAGUCAAGAUUCCACUGUGACUUUUGACAGCUACAAACUCAGACAAUUCUGAUCCUGCUAGGGAGCAGUGACCAAGACUGCAUCCUAAGGUACACACAGCCCCUAACCGUCCCACAUCCGAUGGCCUCUGAAGGAACCCCUUCCUAACUUCCUGAUGUGAAUCUGCUGGAAAGAACAUUGAAACAAAACAAACAAAAAACCCCAAAUAAUAAAUAAAUAAAUAAAUAAAUAAAUAAAUAAAUACACAAAAUGCACAUGCAACAUCCAUGUUUAAGAAAGUCAGUGAUUGGGAGGCACUGGGUGGCUCAGUCGGUUAAGCGUCCGACUUGGGCUCAGGUCAUGAUCUCAGUGUUUGUGAGUUGGAGCCCCGCAUUGAGCUCUCUGCUAUCAGCACCGGGGCCUGCUUCGGAUCUUCUGUCUCCCUCUCUUCUGCCCCUCUCCCUCUCUCUCUUUCUCUCUCUCAAAAAUAAAUAAACAUUUAAAGCAACAACAACGACAAAAAAAAAAGUCAGUGAUUGGUGUCCCCGGGUGGCUCAGUUGGUUAAGCAUCCACUCUUGGUUUCAGCUCAUAUCAUGAUCUCAUGGUUCAUGAGAUUGAGCCCAGAAUCAGGCUCUGCUCUGUCAGUGUGCAGCCUGCUUGGGAUUCUCUCUCUCUCUGCCCCUCCCCUGC
Molecule: messenger RNA, 1642 nt
Organism: Panthera uncia (snow leopard)
Lineage: Eukaryota; Metazoa; Chordata; Mammalia; Carnivora; Felidae
Gene: GPR15LG
Product: G protein-coupled receptor 15 ligand
Exons: 3
Coding region: 123-368 (81 amino acids)
Molecular function (GO): G protein-coupled receptor binding
Source: RefSeq, a predicted model, not a curated record